GAAAAUCUCAGCCUGGGUGCACUUAGACCAAUCUGAAAUUGGAUAGAAACCAUGUAUCUCACAAUAAACACAAUCCUAAUUCUUGUAUUCUACGCUUCCAGUUCGACUUCAGCCCAGCUCACAAAGCGGAGUCAUUUCGAAGAAGAAGUGGCGGCGGAUUAUGACAUAGGGAGAGCCUAUGAGGACUCAGAGUUGGCGGAUCGGGCCUCCGAAGCAGCACACCAGAACUGUGAAGUAGUCGCGGUACAGGCAGCCCCUCAGAUGAGAACGUACCCUCGUAGAGAGGUCGACUGGGACAAAUUUCAGAGGAUCAUAUACUCGCCAACGCACAGUCUCUUUUGAGACGGUAGACAUGACUAAAAACCCCGGUCAAGUCUCUCCGAAGGAAAAGCUGAGGAACGAGAGGUGGUACAGGAGGAGGCUUAAGGCGAUACAAGACUCAACGAUCAAGCCAUUCACUCGUUCGAUCGAAAGGAUCAAGGGAUUGUUGAGCAAAAAGGUCCGGUUGAAGAGUGACCUGGACUCUUGUAGGAUCUGCUUUGAGGAGUACAAAUACGAUGAGCCCGGCACCUUACUGCUGGUUUUUCCUGGCUGUGGCGAGGUUUUCCACGAGAGUUGUCUGACUCGCUGGCUCGAUGAAAGCCCCUGCAUCGAGAGCGUGUUCAGACAUACCCUUGCAUGUCCAACUUGUCGCAGACAGGCUCCAACAAAGCAUGGUCUCCGAUUCUUUGGCGCUCUAACCUCUUAUCACCGCAAUGGAAUUCUUUUGAUCAAUCUUCACAUUGCUUUGUUUCUACUCGUCUUGUUCUUGAUGCGCGAAGCAAUUAUAAGAAACUCUAGUCAGUAAUAUUGAUUUUUCGAUGCAAAUUUUGAAGCACCUCAUCCCCAAC
This is a messenger RNA of Puccinia graminis f. sp. tritici CRL 75-36-700-3, 890 nucleotides long. RefSeq lists its product as uncharacterized. Gene Ontology annotation, molecular function: zinc ion binding. The coding region runs from base 353 to 847 and encodes 164 amino acids. Lineage: Eukaryota; Fungi; Basidiomycota; Pucciniomycetes; Pucciniales; Pucciniaceae. The record is from RefSeq and is a predicted model, not a curated record. The transcript has 4 exons.